AUUUUAUCGCGAUGUUCUAAUCUAUAGAUGAGUAUAAUACCUUAUACUCAGUCGCCUCUAGGAUUGCAUUUGGAAACCUGGGACAACUUAGGAUAUCUUCAGGAUAAAAUGUACAGUGUAAACAAUUGUUAAUAAUUGAUAGUUAAUUACUAAAACACAAUUUUUGUCUAUUACUAAAAAAUAUUUGAAAGAAAAGAUAAAAAGUUAUAAGAAAUUAACAGCCAGCACAGAGGAACAUAAAUUCAAACAAAUGGCUGCAAGAGUUGAAACACUUUCUGAAGCUUUGACUGGUGAAAAACGUAAGAGUUCGAAAAGUAACAAGGCAAAAAAAAAAAGUUGCGAGACUUCAGAAGCCGGAUCUUCUGAUAUAGAAAGGAAUAGACAGAACAGCACAGAAAGUAAUAAUUGCAUAAAUGAUCAGCAGAAUACCGUUGAUUUUCAAAUUAAUUCUAGUAACAAUGAGACAGAUGCAAGUUUAAGCAUAUCUGUAAUAGAACAUCUGGAUACGUAUCAAGUUUUUGAUUCGAAAAAGUCAAGAAAGAAAAUUAGAUAUAAGGCUAUUGAUAUGAUGAGACAAAUUGGGUAUACAGUAAUGGUUGUGAAACCGGGAAGAUUUGCAACAAAGUAUGCUUCUUCAGCACCUUAUCAUUUAUUUUUUACAAGAAUCGAAAAUUCCAAAGAAACUUAUAAUCAACAGUUUUCCAUAACUUUCCCCGAGAUUCUCGACCGUAGUCUUGGAGAAAUUGUUAAUAGUCUCCAUUUAAAUUUUAUGGUAAACGUCACAUGGUUGUAUUUGCAAUAUUUGUUAGCUGGUCAACGUAUUAAUAUGACAAUUUUGUACGGCACAAGAUUAGAUGAUGCGAAAUUGAGUAACAACAUUACCAUGAUAGAAGUAGACAUGCCGAACAAGUUUGGUUGUCAUCAUACAAAGAUCAUGAUCCUGCAAUACAAAGAUGAUGGAAUCAGGGUCGUCGUCUCCACUGCUAACUUAUAUUCCAACGACUGGGAAAAUAGGACACAAGGAUUGUGGAUUUCGCCUCAUUUGCCCCGCUUACCAGAAUCCGCGCAUCCUAAUGAUGGGGAAUCUUUAACGGGUUUUAAGAAGGCUCUGGAGCGAUAUUUGAGUAAAUAUGAACUACCGAUUUUGACGCAGUGGAUACAUGCAGUACGGAGAGCGGAUUUUUCAGACGUAAAUGUGUUUUUGGUCGCUUCUGUCCCUGGAUUUCACAAAGGUGCCGAUGUCAAUUUUUGGGGAUGCAAAAGAUUGGCGUACAUCCUAACACGCUAUGUCACAUUGCCACCAGAUGCUCCUCAGUGGCCUAUAGUUGCACAGAGUUCUGCUGUAGGCUCCUUUGGUUCAACAAUCGAAAAUUGGUUGUUAAAACACAUAAUUCAAUGUAUGUCGAAGGGUUUUUCUAUGGGUUUAAAGAAUGAUCCACAGUUCCAAUUUAUUUACCCAUCUAUAGAGAAUUAUAAGCAAAGCUUUGAUUUUGAAAAGUUAAUUGCUCCCUUGCCGUAUAGUUUAAAAAUACAUUCACAGCAGCAGUGGCUGGAAUCAUAUUUGUACCAAUGGAAAGCUAAACGAACAGGACGAGAUCGUGCGAUGCCUCAUAUUAAAUGUUACACGAGAAUUUCACCCGAUUCGAAAAAUAUUCCCUGGUUUUUGCUUACCAGCGCAAAUUUAAGCAAAUCCGCAUGGGGAACAAUCUAUCAACAUAGUUAUUCUAUAGGAAACUACGAGGCCGGUGUCAUAUUUAUACCAAAAUGUAUCACCGGAACUACUACAUUCCCUAUUGGGGACGAAGAAGAUUCAGCCGUUCCAGUGUUUCCGAUUCCAUAUGAUCUUCCAUUGUGCCCAUAUGAAUCGAGUGACCAUCCUUUCGUUGGAGAAUUUCUAAUCUGA
Molecule: messenger RNA, 1903 nt
Organism: Cyphomyrmex costatus
Lineage: Eukaryota; Metazoa; Arthropoda; Insecta; Hymenoptera; Formicidae
Product: probable tyrosyl-DNA phosphodiesterase
Exons: 5
Coding region: 251-1903 (550 amino acids)
Biological process (GO): DNA repair
Cellular component (GO): nucleus
Molecular function (GO): double-stranded DNA binding; 3'-tyrosyl-DNA phosphodiesterase activity; single-stranded DNA binding
Source: RefSeq, a predicted model, not a curated record